GGAACCAAUAGUCCCAACCCAACAGAACUACACAGAAGAAAGGGUGAAUACACAGAAACAGAUUUGAAUGGACAAGGAGCUUGUGACAAUGAGGAAUCAAAUUAUGCUUUUUGUGCUGUUUCUGUUGAUGACGAGUAAAGUGACCACUGCUGAUUUUGGGAACACUUCAACAACUGAUGGCCCUUCAACAACCCCUGCGACCACUUCAACAACUGAUGGGCCUUCAACAACCCCUGUGAACACUUCAACAACUGAUGGCCCUUUAACAACCCCUGGCCCACUCUAUCCAUUUGGGGCUGGAGACACAGUGAGCUCCCGAUCCGAUGAUGGAAGUUCCCCUCCUAUUACCCUGGAGCAGCCAUUUGUUUAUUUUGGAAAACCGUAUCAACAGAUAUACGUGAACCACAAUGGACAUCUGACCUUCAAGGAAGCAUUUGCCAGUUACACACCAUACCGAUUCCCUGCAUUUUCCUCAAGAAAUCUGAUCGCUCCAUUUUGGACCGAUUUGGACAACAGGUGGAAUGGUACCAUCUCUUACCGGCAGUACAGCAGUGGCAGUGUUCUUCAACAGGCCACACAAGACAUUAAUCAGUACUUCCCAAACCUGGGCUUCUCUGUUAAUUGGGUCUUCGUUGCUACAUGGGAUAAGGUUGCCUACUACAACAAUUUUGGAACAGAAAUCACCUUCCAAGUGGUUCUGAUUGCUGGUGGCCAAUCUUCCUUCAUCCUGAUGAACUAUGGGGAGAUUGCACCAACAACUCAAAAUGUUCAGGCUGGCUAUGACACAGUCAACUCCAUCCACUACUUCUCGAUCCCGGGGUCAUUUCAAAGCAACGACACAACUUUCAGUUACACCAGCAAUGUCAAUGUCGCUGGUCGCUGGGCCUUCCAGACAAAUGCGACCACUUCAACAACUGAUGGCCCUUCAACAACCCCUGAAGACACGUUUUGGCCUUCCUUGGCACUAUCUGGAAUGUUGAGUUGUGCCGGUGGCUUGUGUAAUGCUCCAGCAUCUGAUGAGCCUUUCGCAAUUGAUUACUUCUGCAUAGAUUCCAUUUUUUGUAAAGGACAGGGUUUGUCUGGUUCCGUAUAUAUGCUGAGCACUUUGUUAAUUCUGGUGUUUCUUACCAUUUUAAAUAAUUGAUUCUUACUUUGUCGCAAUCUAUUGGCAGCCAUAGUGCAUGUGCUAUUGAUUCGGGAGAUUGCUCUUUCAAAGUGAAGGCUGGAGUGCCCUGGAAGAACGAGAGUGGGGAAGGAGGGAGCCUGUUGUCUAAUAUUCUAAACAGGAUUGUAUGUGCAGUCGCGCCUUUGAGUUACUCCAGAUCCACUCCCAUUUUCCUUGAGCCCUUCUUCCUGGGUGUUUUAAUGGGCCUAGCUAUUGUAUUGAUUUAUUUGUGUCGAUGGAUAACUUGAAAUAUAUUUACCUAUUCAUUAAA
Salvelinus fontinalis (brook trout) is the source of this 1436-nucleotide messenger RNA. Its product is annotated as sushi, nidogen and EGF-like domain-containing protein 1. The transcript is spliced from 13 exons. Gene Ontology annotation, biological process: cell-matrix adhesion. NCBI's taxonomy places the organism in Eukaryota, Metazoa, Chordata, Actinopteri, Salmoniformes, Salmonidae. The record is from RefSeq and is a predicted model, not a curated record. The coding region runs from base 68 to 1144 and encodes 358 amino acids.